GGUAGCGAAAUUGAACAGGAAGGCAUUGGCUCUGAAGUUCUUUUCUCAGGAGACCAGCCAGAACCGCUCCAAAGCAUGAGCGGGAGUCCAGAGAAGUCCGAGGAAAUGAUGUGCCCGUGGCAGCUACUUUUCAAGUCCCAAAGCAGAAAGAACAGGUCCCAGGAAAGGAAGGAUAUAAACAAUGACAUGGAAAAGGCAACUGCAGAUCUUGCCAGCUCGGCAAAGCAGGAGAGUGCCUUGCCAUUAAAUGGCCUAAGCAAGACGCAGGAUGAACUGAUGCACGCUGUCCCUGCAAAAGAAAUUGAUCCUGCCCAAAAUGGCGCCCAGCAGAUUUCCCGAUGCCCAAGACAUCUACAGAUUAAAAACUGGGAACACGGAACAAGCCUUCAAGAUACGUUGCACAGUCAAGGAAAAGAAGUGCUCAACUGCAGGACCAAAGUGUGCCGAGGGUCUCUCAUGAAGCCGGAAGGUUUGGUCAAAGGUCCCCGAGAUGGACCCACCCCCAGAGAGGAGUUACUACCUCAAGCAAGAGAGUUCAUCAACCUGUACUACAGUUCCUUUAAAAAACCAAGAACAGAAGAGCAUCUGGCACGUCUGGAUGCAGUCCACAGGGAGAUAGAAACAACCAGAACCUACCACUUGACCAAGGAGGAGCUUGUCUUUGCGGCCAAGCAGGCCUGGAGAAACGCCCCACGAUGCAUCGGGAGAAUCCAGUGGUCCAAUUUACAGGUGUUCGAUGCCCGGAACUGUGCUACCGCCGAGGAGAUGUUUGAACACCUGUGUCAGCAUCUGAAGUAUUCUACCAAUGGAGGAAACAUCAGGUCUGCAAUCACUGUCUUUCCCCAGAGGACUGAUGGGAAACACAAUUUCCGUAUAUGGAACAGCCAACUCCUCCAAUACGCCGGAUAUCAAAUGCCAGAUGGGUCUGUGGUAGGGGAUCCAGCCAAUGUCGAAUUCACACAGUUAUGCAUCCAGCUUGGUUGGAAGCCCAAAUAUGGCCGCUUUGAUGUGGUGCCACUGGUCCUCCAAGCCAACGGCCAAGACCCGGAACUAUUUGAACUGCCGCCAGAUCUCGUCCUUGAAGUGCCGAUGGAGCAUCCCACCUAUGAGUGGUUUAAAGACCUGGACCUGAAGUGGUACACAGUUCCAGCGGUCUCUAACAUGCUGCUGGAGGCCGGAGGCUUAGAGUUCACUGCAUGCCCAUUCAACGGGUGGUACAUGGGUUCCGAGAUCGGGGUUCGAGACUUCUGCGACACACAACGCUACAAUGUUCUGGAGGAAGUGGGGAGGAGAAUGGGCCUAGAAACGAACAAGCUCUCUUCACUGUGGAAAGACAAGGCUGUGAUAGAGGUGAAUAUUGCCGUGCUGCAUAGCUUUCAGAAACAAAAUGUCACCAUCAUGGACCACCAUUCAGCCGCCGAAUCGUUCAUGAAGUACAUGCAGAACGAAUACCGGAUCCGAGGGGGGUGUCCGGCUGACUGGGUUUGGCUCGUGCCUCCCAUCUCUGGCAGCAUCACACCCAUCUUUCAUCAGGAGAUGUUGAGUUACGUCCUCUCUCCUUUCUACUAUUACCAGGUGGAUGCCUGGAAAACACACAUCUGGAAAGACGAGAGACGCAAGCCGAGGAAAAAAGAGAUAAAAUUUCGCGUCUGGGCCAAGGCUGUGCUUUUUGCAUCCUUGCUGAUGCGGAGGGCGAUGGCUCUCAGAACACAAGUCACCGUCCUCUAUGCAACCGAAACGGGGAAAUCCGAAACCCUGGCCCAGAAUCUGGGAUCUCUCUUCAACUGUGCUUUCAGUACCAAGGUGGUUUGUAUGGAAGAUUUUGAUCUAAUGGACCUAGAGAAGGAAAGUCUCCUCCUGGUGGUGACCAGCACUUUUGGGAAUGGUGACUCCCCAAGCAAUGGGAAAAAAUUUCAGAAUGCCCUGCUGACGAUGAAAAGCCUGAAUAACAAAUUCAGAUUCGCCGUCUUCGGCUUGGGUUCGAGCACGUAUCCAGAAUUCUGUGCCUUUGCCCACUUGGUUUACCAGAAGCUCAGUCAACUGGGGGCCUCUCCGGUUGUGCCGAUGGGCGAAGGGGAUGAACUCAACGGGCAGGAAGAGGCAUUCCGGCUCUGGGCAGUGAAUACAUUCAAGAUUGCCUGUGACCUUUUUGACGUCCGUGCAAAGCACCGGAUCCUCUUACCCAAGGCAUACACCUGCAGCGAGACCUGGGACCCCAAGGACUUCAGGGCAGUCUGUGACUCCCAGCCACUGGAUCUGCGAAAAGCUCUUGGCGACAUGCAUGGGAAACACGUCGUUCCAAUGACGCUCAAGGGCCGGGAGAAUCUGCAGAGCCCCAAAUCCAGCCGUGCUACCCUCUUAAUUAAGCUUUCCUAUGAGGCCAAUUGGGAAGUCCAGUAUCUCCCCGGAGACCAUCUUGGGAUCUUCCCUGGCAACCAGAAAACUCUCGUGGAUGGUCUCAUCACACGUGUUGUGGACGCUCCUCCACCGGAUGAGAUCAUCAGGCUGGAAAGGCGUAGUGACCGUGGCUUCUGGACCGCUGACAAGCGCUUCCCAGCCUGUACCUUCUCCCAAGCACUGAUGCACUUCCUGGAUCUCACCGCCCCGCCUUCUCAACGCUUGCUGCGGACGCUUUCCCAGCUGGCCCAGGAGGAAGGCGAAAGAGAGAGGCUGGACCUCUUAGGCCAUAACCUGGGAGAAUACAACCAAUGGAAGUUUCACCACAGCCCCACCAUCCUGGAAGUCCUGGAGGAGUUCCCCUCCAUCAAGAUCUCAGCCACUUUCUUGCUGUCUCAGCUGCCUUUGUUGAAACCUCGUUACUACUCCAUCAGUUCCUCGCAAGACUGGACACCUGGAGAACUUCACCUCACCGUGGCCGUGGUCUCCUACAGGACAAGAGAUGGAAAAGGUCCAGUGCACCAUGGAGUCUGCAGCAGCUGGUUGAACACCGUCUGCCUGGAAGAGACGAUUCCCUGUUUUGUGCGCAGUGCGGAUGGAUUCCGACUUCCCAAGGACCCAAGCAAACCCUGCUUCCUGAUUGGCCCGGGCACAGGACUCGCUCCCUUUAGAAGCUUCUGGCAGCAACGUCUCUACGACCUGGAAAAGAAAGGGAUCCAGGGCAGGGCCAUGACGCUGCUGUUUGGUUGCCGGCACCCCAGCCUGGAUCACCUCUACAAAGAAGAAAUGCAAGAAAUGAAGAGGAAGGGGGUCCUUCAGGAGGUCUACACGGCUUACUCCCGGGAGCCCAGCUGCCCCAAAGUCUACGUCCAGGACCUCCUUCGGAACGAGCUGGGAGCGGAAAUCCACAGGCUUUUGCAUGAAGAAGAUGGUCACUUGUUUGUCUGUGGAGAUGUCUGCAUGGCCAGGGAAGUGGCGAGGACCUUAAAGGAGAUGUUUGCCAGGCAGCUGGACGUGUCGGAAGAGGCAUCCCAGGCCUACUUCUUCCAGCUUAAGCAACAGAAGCGAUACCAUGAGGACAUCUUUGGGGCUGUAUUUCCACAUGAGAACCAAAGAGACUCAGAAGAACUGAAGACGGACACAGAACCUUCCAGCUUGGGACCACAACCCCAUCUCAGCUUUUAGCCAUCAUUUUGCCUCCGUGUUCUUCUCUUCCACCCAAGGGGAGGGUCAAGUUUUGCUGUCCCUCCGCAAGAAAACUGGCAUUGCCUUUACAGAUGGGAUGUGCAGGAUUUGGACUCCCAGCUCUUAGCUUUUUUAAACACUACAUUUUAUUUAAUUCUAUUUAUUCUUUAAUUUUUCUUUUAGUAUGUCACCAUCUUAAUUAUUAUUUUAAAAACUCUAUUAUUGGGCAAAGGUUGUGAUCAGACUUUCACCUGCAUUUAAAUGCUUAGAAAAGAAACUAAUGGUAAUCUAGAUUGGGUUUUUUAAAUCAGUAUCAGAAGAGGGGCUUUCAAAAGAUAUGUUUGCUAUGUAUAUAUCUAUAUUUAUUUGA
Molecule: messenger RNA, 3952 nt
Organism: Hemicordylus capensis (graceful crag lizard)
Lineage: Eukaryota; Metazoa; Chordata; Lepidosauria; Squamata; Cordylidae
Product: nitric oxide synthase, inducible-like
Exons: 27
Coding region: 76-3582 (1168 amino acids)
Biological process (GO): nitric oxide biosynthetic process
Molecular function (GO): NADP binding; FMN binding; heme binding
Source: RefSeq, a predicted model, not a curated record